This is a messenger RNA of Quercus lobata, 738 nucleotides long. RefSeq names its product putative pentatricopeptide repeat-containing protein At1g12700, mitochondrial. Gene Ontology annotation, molecular function: protein binding. The record is from RefSeq and is a predicted model, not a curated record. Bases 1 to 738 code for a protein of 245 amino acids. The transcript has a single exon. Lineage: Eukaryota; Viridiplantae; Streptophyta; Magnoliopsida; Fagales; Fagaceae.
AUGGGUACGCUUCUUCGUUCUUCGCACACUUGUUUUCGUUCUUAUUGUUAUUCUACGCUUACUGCUGCUGCUGCUACUACUAGUAUUGCUAGUGCUAAAAAAAACCCGAAUCACAAUCAGAGUCAAAAUCAAUUCUUGAAACCUGUUAGAGAUCAGUGCAAAUCUAGAAGCUUUAGGAAUGUUGAUCAUGCCUUAGACGUGUUUGAUAAAAUGCUUCACACGCGCCCUUUGCCUUCCAUUUACGAUUUUAAUCACGUGUUGGGUGUCAUUGCAAGAAUGAAGCAUUACCCAGUAGUCAUUUCUCUAAUUAAACGAAUCAAAUCAUUCGGAGUCUCUCCCGAUGUUUAUACUCUCAAUGUUUUGAUUAACUGCUUCUGCCAAUUGAACCAUCUAGAUUUUGGGUUUUCUGUUUUGGCAACAAUUUUGAAACUUGGUUAUCACCCAGACUCUAUUACUCUAAACACCCUUGUGAAGGGUCUCUGUGGACUGCUAGAAGAAGCAAGUGAGAUAUUUGAGAAAAUGGAUGGAAGCGGUUGUUCACCUGAUGAUCGCACAUAUAACACAAUAAUCCAAGGGUUACUGCAACAUAAUGAGACAUCAAAGGCAAUUAAAUAUCUUGAAAUAAUGGUUGACAAGGGUUUUUCAGCAGAUACGACAGUUGCAAGCAAGUUGUUUGACUUGCUGUCAUCUAAUCAAGUAGAUAAGAACAUUCAAGAAUUUCUCCAGAAGCCUAAGUGA